Messenger RNA from Ectocarpus sp. CCAP 1310/34, 1175 nucleotides. The record is from the annotation of a GenBank genome assembly. Lineage: Eukaryota; Phaeophyceae; Ectocarpales; Ectocarpaceae.
CCGACGACCUUUGUGAACACACAAGGCCUUGGAGUCCACAUGAAAACCAACCACAGCCGGCAAACAUGUUCCAAGGCCAGCGACUGCAGCGGAUGCUGGGAGACAAUGCGAAAGGGGAUGUCCUGCCGUCGGAGCGCGCCGGACCUGGGCGCUGUUAUCACGUGAAGAUCGAUGGCAUCACAGGGGCAGCUUCGUUCGUCCUCCAGCCGAAGCGUCUCCCCGACAUCGACCUGGAAUCUGGCGGCUUCACGCGUGCUGAACCUAAGUCCGCUCGUCCCAUGGAAGAACUCGACAGCCGCGAGGAAUACCGGUUCCACCUUUUCGAAGAGUGUGGCACGGCAAUGACUGUCGACGGUUUAGGCGAUGAUCGAAUCACCUUGGAGGGUCUGGACAAGCCGUACACCUUCGCGGGCGAUGGGGACUCCAGCGACGACGAGGAAUCUUCCGAGACUAGCAACGAUGGGUGCGGGGGUGGGGAUGACCAGACGGUUGAGGGCGAGGGGGACCACAGCGGCGACGGAGUGGAGGACGGCNGGUUCCGCCUUUUCGAAGAGUGUGGCACGGCAAUGACUGUCGACGGUUUAGGCGAUGAUCGAAUCACCUUGGAGGGUCUGGACAAGCCGUACACCUUCGCGGGCGAUGGGGACUCCAGCGACGACGAGGAAUCUUCCGAGACUAGCAACGAUGGGUGCGGGGGUGGGGAUGACCAGACGGUUGAGGGCGAGGGGGACCACAGCGGCGACGGAGUGGAGGACGGCGAUUCUAGCGACGAAGACACUCGUGAGACGGCCAGUGGCCAGAUGGAGGAGCUGAGUCUUGUGGACGACGACGACAGCAUGGAAUCCGACGACGAGAUUCACGCCAUGGAGAUUCCGGAUGGGUUUUGCAUUCAAGCAUGUACACCGGCAGCUAUUGACAGUUCGUUACUGCAGCGUGGAGUACUCGUUAGGCUGGGCAUGGGGUGGUUUGGGGGGGUGAUCACUCGAAAGUCUCAGGAGCGCACUCGCCACCUUUACGACUACCGUGUGCAUCUUGACCUAGACCAGAGUACGAGCAGCAUGAAGCUCCCGUUGGAAAUGUACAGAGGAGUUCCGGAUGCGGUGGUGGGCUCGUGGAUCUUGCUUGGAAGAGCACGGUCGAGCAGGUGGAUGGGGGCGGAGCUGCAGCGACGUUGA